This is a messenger RNA of Durusdinium trenchii, 1161 nucleotides long. The record is from the annotation of a GenBank genome assembly. Lineage: Eukaryota; Dinophyceae; Suessiales; Symbiodiniaceae.
UUUCACCUACCUUCGUUGAUUUCUUUGUGGCGGUGAGAAUCCAGUCGUCCUCGCCAGGUUUCCGCAUGCAACGCCCCCUCUCCGAAUCGCACAGCUUCGGCCUUCCGUCGACCCUCCGGCCACCGAACUGCCCCAGACAAUGCCUCCCAAGCCUUGUCGAAGAGAGCUCCGCAGCAAAAAGGCUUCGAUUCUUCUUAGCAAACUACUUUGGGCCAUUGUGAUGAUUUUGUGAGACCUCAUGUUCGUUCUUUUUCUCAUGUUCUUUGUGCUCUUGCAUUCGUGAAAGUGCCAGACUUGGCAUCUCCAAGAGGGCGUCUCAAACAGCUCUUGCAUUUCCGCAUGGCGGCUCAAGGGGGUGCGCUUCUCGCGGAGUGAAACGAGAAAACAAGUAGAAAACGAGUGACACCGAAGACCUGCCAACUUCAUCCGAGAAUGGGAGCCUACAAAUACCUUGAGGAGAUGUGGCGCAAGAAGCAGUCCGACGUGAUGCGCUUUCUGGCACGCAUGCGCAACUGGGAGUUUCGCCAGUUGCCUGCCGUGCACCGCUGUAGCCGCCCCACCCGUCCGGACAAAGCCCGGAAGGUGGGGUACAAGGCCAAGCAGGGCUACUGCAUCUACCGGGUGCGUGUGAAGCGAGGGGAUCGCAAGAAGCGUGUGGCCAAGGGCAUUGUCUAUGGCAAGCCUGUGAACCAAGGCAUCAACAAGUGGAAGGCCGUGCGAAACCUCCGCUCCAUUGCCGAAGAGCGCGUCGGACGCAAGUGCGGAUCCCUGCGAGUCCUGAACUCCUACUGGGUGGCACAGGAUGCGAUGCACAAGUGGUACGAAGUGGUGAUGGUGGAUCCCUUCCACAAUGCCAUCCGCAACGACCCACGCAUCAACUGGAUUUGCAAGCCUGUGAUGAAGCAUCGAGAACUGCGAGGCGUGACGGCUGCCGGGCGCAAGGCACGUGGCCUCUUGAAGAAGGGCAAGCGGGCCACAAAGCUGCGACCCUCCGCCCGCGCCGUGUACCGCAGGCACAGCCUGAUGCGGCUGCGCCGCUACCGGUGAGGCUCGGGGCCGCAGGUCGGUCCCAUCCCGUGAGAACGAAAGCCGCCAGGGCAUCGGCGAUCGCGGAACGCCUCGGGGCGGCACCGAAGUGGCCAUUGGAGAUCAUUUGGUUCG